CCGCCGAGGCGUCGCGGCGGGUCCACGUUGCUUCGUUCGGCACCAGCUACUUAGUGACAACUGACAAGGUUCAGUUUCAGAAGCUUCAGCAACUGCGACUCACACAGUACCACGGAGGCUCCUUACCAAAUGUGAGCCAGCUUCGGAGCAGUGCCUCAGAGUUUCAGCCAUCAUUUCACCAGGCUGACACGGUCCGUGGAACCCGGCACCAUGGGCUGGUGGAGAGGGCAGCGAGGAGCCGCUUCCACCCGCUGCACCGAAGGCCCGCAGACAAGCCUGGGCGACAGAUAUCCUUUUCACUGUCUGAGGGCAGCGUAAGUUCUGAGUGUUUGAAAGGUUUUCGCAAUUUAUCCUCCUUGACAUCUUCAUUUUAUCUGAUGAAUGGAGGCAAUAAAAGUAAUUAGAGCUCAAAACUAGAAACAUCUCUAUGGUCAAAUCUGGAAAGAUUGUUAUGGGUGUUUGCUUUAUGAAAGCAUUGAUAAAGUUGAGUUUAAUGAGAUAACCGAAUAUAAACAUGUAAUUCAGCUUCAUCAUCAGGCAUUUCAACAUUGAUUUCAGAAAUCGGCAAAGUCAGAGUUAAGCCCGACCUUGAAUCAAGUUAGAUUUCUUCUAUUGAGCAAAAGUGGAUAGACAGAUUUGUGAUUUAUUUUUAUUUCUGUUGACCUGCUGACCUGGUUUUGGGAACUUAAAGAUGAGAUCUCCUACGAUUUUCUAUUUGUAGAGUUUCAUACUCAAUAAAUGACAAUCAAAAUAUAAACUUGGAAUUUAGGGAAAUUCUAAUCUAAUGAUGUAUACAAACUCUGUGUUGCUAAGUAACAAUAAAGAAAAGGAGACUGAAUUAAUCUGACAGUUUUAUUUAACCAUUGCAGGUUAGGAAGUGGAGGAGCAGGAUGCUGGGGUGGGGGUGGGAUCACUGCUGUGUGACAAGCUUAGAGCUGAGGGCACUGGGGACACAGAACUGAGCUGGAUGUCAUGGGAGAGGAUCCAGAGGUAUGCCAAGGGCCCUUUGCUCUCACUUCACCCUUCUCGGCACACAGCAGGGUGGAGGAAGGAGGAGAAGGCGUGGCAUGUCUCCCUGAAGAGACUGAAUUCCUGGCAGUGAUGGCAAAGCUGGCUUCACAGCCCAGAGAAGGAAAUGGGGGAGGGCGCUGGUGUUUACUGAGCACCUACCCAUGCCAAGCACUGUGCUGAGCAAGUGAUAUGUCAUUUAGUCCUCAGAACUCACUGAGUCAUCUAUUUUGUUAACUUUCAUCUUCCCUUGAGGAAACUGAGCAGCAGUGACUGCUCAGGGUUUUGCUGCCGUGGCCUGAGGAGGCUGGGCUUGGUCCAGGCCCCUGACAACCCAGUCUGCAACCUGGCUUCCUAUGCCACACUGUAUACUCCUUAGGCGUGAUGAGGGCCAUGGACACAGAGACCCCAUGUGAGAAGUUGUGAGAGGCACACAGAGAAAGCCCUGAGAAAUGCCUGCUUUGUAGUUUUGUACUUCAUGUGGCCAUUUUUAGGAAGAAUGAAGGUGGUAAGUGAUCUUGAGAAUUCCUUUUUGGAAUGUGUGAUAACUUGGACGCAAUGCAAAAGGUAAAAGAGGAUUGAAGCAAUUCAGUUAACUCGCCUUUUCUUAAUUGCUUGAAAUUUUCAAACAAAAGUCAAUGUUCCUUUUCUUGAUUUAAUAAUAUACCUUUUUUCAAUUUCUCAGUUCCUUCUUUCUCUUUUCAAGGCUCUCUAUAUUAUAUAUUUUACUAUGUGUAUUAUAUAUAGAGAUGUGUACUAUAUACAUGACCAUCAUAGAUACUUUUUGAAGUAAGUAUAGCUUAAAUGUAGACACACACACAUACAGCUUUAAUAACGAAAGGAGCUCUCUUGCCAUUGUUAAAGGCAUCCUGGCAGCUCUUUCCCUAAUAAAGCCUUGCCUUGGGUGGAAAAAAAAAAUAAUGAAAGGAGUAGAGGAUGGAGGAAUUGAAGAAAAGAGAAAGGAGUUGUUUAUUUACUUAAAAACUAUUUGUGAAGUAUCUACUAGUGGCCAGGCAAUGUCUUAGACCUUGUAAACAUGACAGCAGACUUCCAUGGCCCCUGUCUUCCUGUUGCUUCUUGUCAAAUGAAAGAGGCUAAAGCCAGAAGUGGUCACACACAUGGUGUCAGGGGCCAAGACACCUUGGUGUGGGGUGGGCACAUAGGAGGGGCCACUCAAGCCCGUCUUGGGAACAGAGAAGGUGCCUGGAGGGACAUUGUCCUACCUUCUUGAGUUUAUACUCCUUUUGGGAGAUAACAGACAGCAAAAAGGCAAAAAUAAUUGAGGAAAGUUACCUUAGAGGGUGAAUUAUGAUCCUGAGAGUAGGCAGCUGGGAAGGGAGUGCUGUGACAGAGGGUUUGGAGUAUGCACAGACCCAACAGAGGAGAUGGCAGUGUGUGUUCAGGGGACCUUGUCUCUGACUGAGCCAGCUUGUGAGAGCAUCAGCAAACCUCGUCACUCCAAAUGAAUGCACAGAUAAAGUUCUUCACCAGAGUGUGAGUCUGACUCAGAUCAUGAGCUGUCUUUCUGUGGUCUCCUCUUUAAGCCCUAAUUGGGGUCCUGGCACUGGAUAUCGAUGCAGAAAAAGUCCUUCAGCCCAUGGAUGCCCACAAAUGAAGCAGUGAGUCCCUCUUGAGGAAUCAAGGAACCAUGCACCCCAACAAAAUAUAAAUGUGGGGUGAUUUUACAUUGGAGGUGUUAUUUAUUCAAGAGAACUUAGAGGGGGAGAACUGAGUCCUUUUCUUUCAUGACCUGUAUUCUGUUUGUUUUGAAAUAAUUUGCUUAAAAUUGUUACUUUUCACAUUUGUCUAUUAUGUUUUUUUGUUUUUUGGUACCAGAGAUCGAACUCGGGUCCUUGAGCUUGCAUGGCAGACGCCAGAACCACUGAGCUAAAUCCCCAGCCCUGUCUGUUACCUUUUUAUGAAGUUUUAUUGUUUAAAAGUAUGAAAACUGGUUUGAAUUCUAUUGGUACAAACAGAAAAGAUGUAUAUCAAAUUCUCUUGUUUACAGUUAUUUCUUGGCUUGAGCAUGAUUUUAGGAUGGGCUUAGAUAAGAGCUCAGCCUGGGGGUACAUUGAUCCCACAUAAAACAGACAUUGUUCAGCACAUACUCAAGCUUCCUCUCAGAGUGGGCAGCCCAGCAGGCAGAGCUCGGGCACAGAGAUUCCUUUGGCAGUGGGCAGCCACACUGCAGAUUGCUGGGGCAGUGGGUUGUGCUGUUGGCACAGGCAGUGGCCACAACCAAGACGACGGUGCUAGCAGCUCUAGGCCCCAUCCCCAUAUAUAGGCAGGGGAACAGAGCUGCCAGUGCUUGUUUCAGGUAGGGGCCUGGGCAGGGAGCUUGGAGUAGAAGCUCAUGAACCUUCCCGUAGUGCCCAUGCCUUUAGCAGCCCUGCUCACUCCUCGCUCUCAAGGGCAGCAAAUGUGAUUUAUCCCCAAAGCUAUCUUGUUGAGUUUCUGAACUAUUUUCAGAAGUUUACAGCAAAUGAAAUAUUUUCUCAGACCCAUGGGUAAUGCAUUGAAAAAGAAGAGGACAAACUAAAGAAUCACAGACAGUGCCUUCUUCUAAAAGUGAUCUGUAUUUUGAAAGGCAGAAAAAUAAAUGUUUAGGAAGUUUCCUAACAAAUGGAGAGCUCACUAGUGUGAAUGGCCCUAAAGACAUGCCAGAGUUAGGGAGGAUCCUCCUCUCUGGAGUGGGCCUUGCUUCUAAAUUUUAGAGCACAGAUUUGUAGGACACUGUUUCUUGACAUGCAUGGCCUAUUAAAUUUGAGAAAUAUUGUGUUCUCUUUCCCCUUUUGGAGCCUCACAGUGCAUUGUGGUGCUUGGAGAAGCUCUGCAGGACUGAUCCUCAGUUUUUCCAGCUGUAAAAUGGGGGAUAAUGUCAUCUGCCUUCCAGGAUUGUUGUUAAAAUGAAAUGAGAGUACAGACUCACCAGGACAGGGCUGACACAUAUACAUUUGGAGCCAAUUACUCUUCACAGCCCCUGGAUGAGAGUUGGCCGAGGCAGCAGACUCUUUGGAAAGAAGAAAAGCAUCCUGGGUUCAGAUUAACAUCUGCACUUAACAGGACCAAUUCCGAUUCUGCUCUGCACACGAGUGCCCUGAGCACCAAGCCCCAGGACCCCUAUGGAGGAGGGGGCCCAUCGGCCUGGCCUACCCCGUACAUGGGUUUCUGUGAUGGGGAGAAUGAUGGCCCAGGGGAAGUAGUGUCAUUCCCUGGUCCAUUGAAAGAAGAGAAUCUGUUAAAUGUCCCGAAGCCACUGCCAAAGCAACUAUGGGAGACCAAGGAGAUCCAGUCCGUGUCAGGGCGUCCUCGAUCCUGUGAUGUCGCAUGUAGCAAUGCGCUCCCCCAUAAUGGGCAAAACAUAGGCCUCUCACCCUUCCUGGGGACCCUGAACACAGGAGGAUCAUUACCGGAUCUGACCAACCUCCACUGCUCGGCACCACUGCCAGCCUCUCUGGACCCUGGCGACCACCUCCUAGGCAGCAUGAGUGUGGGGAGCAGUGUGGGUAACCUCCCUGCUGCCAUGACUCACCUAGGGUUAAGAAGCUCCUCUGGUCUGCAGAGUUCUCGGAGUAACCCCUCCAUCCAAGCCACGCUCAAUAAGAUAGUGCUUUCCUCUUCCCUAAAUAGCCACCCACAGACAUCUGUCGCCAGUGUGUCUGCUCUGCACCCUUCGCUGCGUCUGUUUUCCCUUAGCAACCCGUCUCUUCCCACCACAAACUUGAGCGGCCCCUCAAGGCGCCGGCAGCCUCCUGUCAGCCCUCUCACACUCUCUCCCAGCCCAGAAGCACAUCAAGGCUUCAGCAGACAGUUCUCUUCCACCAGCCCACUGAACCCGUAUCCUGCCUCCCAGAUGGUGUCCUCAGAGCAAAGGCCACUGUCCUUCCUGCCCUCUGAAGCUCAAGCCCAAGUUUCCCCACCUCCCCCCUACCCCACAUCCCAGGAGCUCCCACAGCCCCUCCUGCCGCAGCCCCACUCCCAGGAGCCCCCUCCUCCGCAGCCCCAGGCUGCCUCAUCCCUGCCCCAGUCAGACUUCCAGCUUCUCUCGUCCCAGGGCACAUCUUUGACCAACUUCUUCCCAGACUUGGGGUUUGACCAGCAGUCUGUGAGGCCAGGCCCAGCCUUUCCCCCACAGAUGCCCCUGGCACAGCAAGGUCACCAAGAAGCACAGGACUCAUUUCACUUGAGACCAAACCCAUAUUCCAACUGUGGGAACUUCCCGAAUGCCAUCAUGACCGAAGAUUCGAACACCAGCCUGUUCAAAGACCUCAGCAAUGCGCUGGCAGGCAUGCCCGAGGUCAGCCUGAACAUGGACACUGCGUUUCCACUAGAAGAGGAGCUCCAGAUUGAACCCCUGAGCCUAGAUGGACUCAACAUGCUAAGUGACUCCAGCAUGGGUCUGCUCGACCCCUCUGUGGAAGAGACAUUUCGAGCUGACCGACUGUGAGCAGGAGGCCACAGAAGGAAGAUUUCUGAACCAACCAAACUAGAGUGGAAUAGAGUGGAGCCAGUGACCUCCUAGGACUUUAGUUAUUUCCACACAGAAGGCACCUAUUCCUCAGCUCCAGGCUUUCAUGUGGUUCCAUCUCGGAUGCCAUGGCUUCUCUAGACACAGAACUACGUCCUGCUUCUUGGGCCUGCACACACAUUGUGCUGCUGCUGUGGAGCUUCUGGGGACCUGGAAAGCUUGUUCCCUGAUGUAUCCAUCUCUUUACUGGCCAUUUAGUCAGUCUGUGUGUAAAAGUAGAGAAUCUCACGUAACAGGAGGCCAAUAUAGCAUUGUGUUGUGCUCAGAACCACUGAUCUCAGUCUGCACUGAGGACAGCCUGGUGUGGGAGUUUGUCGGGGCCAUGAGCCUCAGAGCUGUCUCAGCAUCACAUGACGGUACUGGAGCACCACACUGCCUUUGCUGACCUGGCCUUGAAGGCGAGGUGCCUUCCAGCUGGUGGACAUUCCAGGGCUUAGCUCAGAGCCAUGCCAGCAAGCCAGGCUCUCUCGGAUGCCUUACUUAUCAUAUGAAGAAGUUUAACCACCAAGCCAAGGACAGGCUUGAGUCAGGCAAACUGAAUGCUAGUUUGUUUCCUACCAGUCUGUAAUCUCUUCUGCUGCUUUACACCUUUUCCUUAAGGACAGGAGGAAAAGGAAGACUUAUUUUAUUCGGCCACUGAAAAAGUCCCCUGACAAUGGAUAAGCCUGAGAAGAACUGUGCUCCUUCUCAGAGGCUGGGGAAGAAAGGAGGGGCCACCAUAGGUAGCCCAAAGACACAGGGGACGAACACCAGACAAGCACAAGCCUCCCUGCCUGCCGGCCAGCUUGGGGCACCCCCAGCACUGAGCUCCUGCUUUGUGAAGUAGGAGUUUCCUAAGCCCUGCCUGACCACAAGCUCCCAGAGGGCAGAGACUGUGCCUUACUACUCACCCAGCCCCUAGUGCCUAACAAGUGCCUGGCAUGGAAACCAUGCUGCAUAACUGCAUGCUGGGUGUACAUGCAUGUGAAUGAGUCUGCCCGGCUGCGAGGUGGUCUUCUGAGCUUAGCUUUCCUAAUGCUGGUUCCUGUGCUCAAGUCACAUCACUUAAUAUGCUUCUAACACUAGAUGGCCAGAUCUAUAGGAGAUGGGCACCUUCUCCUUGAGGUUCUUCUCCAUGGCAGUAGGUGGGAAUUGUCUCCUGAGUGGAUCCAGAAUUGGGGAGCAAACCCAGGCCUCCCAAGGGCUGACACCUGCAGGAUCCUUGUGAGACCUCUGCCUCACGAGAACUUCCUUCUCACAUCCAUGCGUUGGUCUAAAUUGCUUUAAAUAGAAAUUUGCACUGUGAGGUUGGAGUAGUAAGUUCAUAGUAAACAAAGGCCUAAUUCACAUAUUUAUUGUUACUCAUUAAUGCCUUAUCAUACAAUAGUAUGAGUAGAUUUCCAGCAGUGCCUGCCUCCUUGAUCUGAGCCUGGGAGCAGAACCCAUGGUGCCCAGUAGCCCUGCAGAGAGGAGCCAGGCAAUGAGGAGGCAGCAGGGUGGGGAGACCUGAAGGAUGAGGGGCUUUGUGCUGGAGCCUUUGCACCCAAGGCUGUGUGAGGAGCCAACCCCUGUGGGAAUCUGUUCUGUCCCAGCUUGUGAGCUCUCCAGCCUUUGCCUGGUUCUCUUGCGUCUUCAGAGGCCUGACCUCUGACCUUUCCAGCAACUCCACGGUAUAUCACUCCACCUUCCUGAGGACCCAAGAACGCCUGUCUGCCUGUUUGCCCAAGUCUCUGCUGUUGUUAGGAAGUCCUUGCCUGGUUUCCACCCAGAAAGGAGCUGUUGGCCUCCCCUACAAGUCUUAUUCCCAGCUGAAUUCCUAGACACCUCCAUGUUUGAGAUCCCAGAGUGGGGCAACUCUGUUAUAGUAAAAGGGCCUUUCAGUUGGGAUGCUACCCAGCACCCCAGUGUGCCGACAGAAGCCAGCUCCAGUGUCCUGAAAUGGGACGUUGCCAGUCAGGUGCCAGUGUUUUGAGAGUUGUUUUUGUGGAAGUUCCAGCAUAAUCCACUCUUUGCAUAGUGCCUUACUUACCCUUGUGUCAUGGUCCCAGUCUGCUUUGCACAGCAGCCCUGCCUCUACCCCCCCCCCGCCCCCGCAACCCACAGGAGGAGCUAUACUGUCCUGAGGGGUUCUACGGGGGACCAGAAGGGUAGGUGUCCUGGGGAAGGUGGUGAUGAGCACAGUGUGGCUUAGCACUGAAUUAAAUUGACCCCUGGGCCCCUCCCUCUGUUUUCUUGUGAAGGUUUUGGGCAUUAUACAGCCCACCUUGCUGGCUCGGGUUGACACACCAGGGCCAAUGUCACCCUGCCUCGGGGCUUAAGCCUGUGCACACUGCUACCUUUGCAACUAACCAUCCAUGGUCCUCAGCAUUAGAAGUGGCUCCAGACUUCAGAAAAGGCUAUUUUUAAAUAUUUCAUUUUGUCACAAGAAAUCAGUCCUAUUACUCUCAUUUAUUUGCAGUUAAACAGCAUCAAACUAAACGUCUCUCUGUGUUUCCAUUUCGUUUUUCUGUAUUGUGGUUUUGUUUUGUUUUGUUUUGGUACUGGGGAUCGAACUUGGGUCCUUGUGCUUGCGCAGCAGGCGGUGAAACCACUGAGCUAAAUCCCUGGCCCUGUAUUGUAGUUUUUAAGACACAGGGUAUUAGGAGAAGCCUGUCCUGAUCACAUCAGGAUUGCCAUCACUUCUCCUUUACCAUUUCAUUUCUAAGUCUGGUGUGUGUUACCUGAGUGGAGACGUUGUGUAUCCAAGUCCAUGUGUAUAUCGGAAGAACUUCCGUCCUGACUCUCCACGGCUCUUCUGAUUUGUGUGCAGAUGGUUCCAAGCCAGCAGGUCUCCACGGUUGGGAUCAUCUCAGCCACAAAUCAGACUUCUUGCCAGUGUCCUAACUCCCAGGGCCCCUUGUUAAACAAUAUUUAAAGAUUGGAUUUUGUAUAAAGUAGCUUCCAAGUUUUAUAAUUCAUCAUUUUACAUCUUUCGUAAUUAAAAGCAGCACAGUAAAA
Heterocephalus glaber (naked mole-rat) is the source of this 8512-nucleotide messenger RNA. Lineage: Eukaryota; Metazoa; Chordata; Mammalia; Rodentia; Bathyergidae. The record is from RefSeq and is a predicted model, not a curated record.